Phacochoerus africanus (Common warthog) is the source of this 1549-nucleotide messenger RNA. RefSeq names its product Ly1 antibody reactive (gene LYAR). The transcript is spliced from 9 exons. Bases 202 to 1362 code for a protein of 386 amino acids. Gene Ontology annotation, biological process: rRNA processing; negative regulation of transcription by RNA polymerase II. Lineage: Eukaryota; Metazoa; Chordata; Mammalia; Artiodactyla; Suidae. The record is from RefSeq and is a predicted model, not a curated record. Gene Ontology annotation, molecular function: DNA binding. Gene Ontology annotation, cellular component: nucleolus.
GCGGCGCGCAAGCGCGGGAGGUUUCAGAAGCGAAUUCUGCGCGGGGAAGCUCGAGCGGGAGGUGGCGGCUCUGCUGGGCGGGCGGCGGCGAUUCCACGUGCUCCCCGCGGCCGGUUGAAACCGUUGGCGGGCGCUGGCUGAGAGAACAAGACUUAAAACCUGUCUUGGAUAAGAAAUAUUUAAUCAAUCAUUUAGCUAAAAAUGGUAUUUUUUACAUGCAAUGCAUGCGGUGAAUCAGUGAAGAAAAUACAAGUGGAAAAGCAUGUGGCUCUUUGCAGAAACUGUGAAUGUCUUUCCUGCAUCGACUGCGGUCAAGACUUCUGGGGUGACGACUACAAAAACCAUGUGAAAUGCAUCAGUGAAGAUCAGAAGUAUGGCGGCAAAGGGUAUGAAGGUAAAACCCACAAAGGCGACGCUAAGCAGCAGGCGUGGCUUCAGAAAAUUAAUGAACUAACAAAAAGACCCAAUGUCAGCCCCAAAGUGAAGGAACUUUUACAGCAAAUCAGUGGCUUUGACAACGUUCCCAGGAAAAAGGCGAAAUUUCAGAACUGGAUGAAGAACAGUUUAAAAGUCCAUAAUGAGUCUGUCCUGGAGCAGGUGUGGAGUAUCUUUUCUGAAGCUUCCAGCAGUGAGCCAGUCAGUAACAAAGGGCAAGAUGAGCAGCCACCAGAGCAAGUGGCCCAACCCCAGGCAGAAAACUCCUCCACGGCUCCAUCCUCGAAAGCAAAUGACAGCUUAGAAGAGCGAGCAGAGGCCAAGAAGAAUAAGAGAGAAAGGAAAGAAGAAAGGCAGCAGAAGAACAGGAAAAAAGAAAAGAAAGAACUAAAACUGGAAAACCACCAAGAGAACUCGAAGAGUCAGAAGCCUAAAAAGCGCAAGAAGGAGCCAGAGGCCGAAGGGGAGGAGGCCCUGGAGGCCCCCGGCUGCUCGGGGAAGAAGAGCCAGAAGAAGAGGAGCAAGGCCGAGCGCGCCCAGGAGGCGGAUGGAGCCACUGAGGACCAGGAGAGGACGGCAGGAACCGGUCCAGGGAAGAGAAAGCGGAAGGAUCUGGAAGUUGAAGCAGACUCUAAGAAGAAGAAGAUGAAGCUCCCAGGACAUUGUGAGGAUGGAGAAGCGGAAAACCAUGAGGCUCCUGCAAAAGGUAAAUUCAACUGGAAGGGAACCAUUAAAGCAGUUCUGAAACAGGCCCCAGACAACGAAAUCACAGUCAAAAAGCUAAGGAAAAAGGUUUUAGCGCAGUAUUACGCUGUGACCAAGGAACACCACCAGUCUGAAGAGGAACUCCUGGUCAUCUUCAACAAGAAAAUCAGCAAGAACCCCACCUUGAAGUUACUGAAGGAUAAGGUCAAGCUUUUAAAAUGAACUUUUUUUAUAUCUAAAAAUCGAACCCAUUCUGCCGAUCUCUUCCUUUCACGACUGCUUGUAAAACAUGUAAUGAAUUAAAACAACUCAAUUUCGCUCUCCAAAGCUGUAUUUUUAAGUUAAGAAAAAAUAUAUAUUUUUGGUAGAACUUAUAUGAGAAAAUAAAAUAUAUUCUUGUUCCACCUAA